UUAGUAGGUUGCAUUGUCUUGUCACCCCCCUCUCUUCCCUAUUCUUUUUCCCCACGAUUUCUAUUAAUUCUUGGGAAAAAGAUAUUCUACUUUCUUGGAAUAACUUCAUUUUUCCCACUUUCCUCCGCAGUUUUAGUAAUCUUCCCUACACUCCUUUUCAAGAUUGUUGCUGGGCAUCAACCGGUGGAGGAGCAUUCCACAUUGAAUGAAAGUCACAUGGUUUAUUAUGUAGUGAAAUAGUGGUCGGAAUGAAAAUGAAGACGAUGAGUACUCUUUCUUCUGGGUCUUGCUUGGAAGGUACACUGUAUUUCUUUAUGGUGAACUGAAUCAUUGAGGGACUGUUGAAGGGUUGUUGGACUCUCUCUCUCUCUCUCUCUCUCUCUCUCUCUCUCUCUCUCUCUCUCUCUCUCUCUCUCUUCGGGGAUUACUAGUAGUAUUUUUGAAGGCUUUAGUUGUCCGCAUACUAGAGGAUUCCACAACAGCCAGCUUGUCUCUUUAAAGAUAUUUUAUCGUCUUACGGUGUCAUUCGGCUGUACCUUUCAACGGUUUACUCCCUUGCUCCCUAGUAGAGAGUAGAAGUUCACUUCAAUUGUUCUCGUGUUCAACCUCACACCUUUCUGUUUCUCCAAAGGGAAUUUUUUACACCGCCCAGAACUUUGAUUUCUGCAGUGAUUUGGGUUGCUGAUUUCAGAGCAUCAGAUCUUGGUUCGGUUUUGGGAAUUGGUUGAUUUGGUCAACCCGUUGAUCUGGGUUUAUCUCCUACUCUUAAAGUCAGUAGAGUUUGGAGUUGAGUUCCGGUCAGGUCAGGUUAGAAAAAAUGAAGGCGGCUGCGUUAGUGGCCAUUGCUGCCGCAAUCGGUAACUUCUUGCAAGGUUGGGAUAAUGCUUGUAUUGCAGGAGCCAUAGUGUACAUAGUGGAUGAACUCGAAUUGGAAACUACUGUAGAAGGCCUUGUUGUGGCCAUGUCACUUAUCGGUGCCACACUUAUCACAACUUGCUCGGGACCCAUAUCAGAUUGGGUGGGUCGGCGUCCAAUGCUAAUAAUGUCAUCAGUGUUCUAUUUUGUGAGUGGUUUGGUAAUGUUGUGGUCUCCCAAUGUCUAUGUUCUACUUGCAGCAAGGCUAUUAGAUGGAUUUGGAAUUGGUUUGGCUGUUACUCUUGUCCCAAUUUACAUAUCUGAGACAGCUCCGGCAGAUAUAAGGGGAUCGUUGAAUACUCUUCCGCAGUUCACUGGUUCCGCUGCAAUGUUUUUGUCAUACUGUAUGAUUUUCGGAAUGUCGUUGAUGUCUUCGCCUAGCUGGCGGGUGAUGCUUGGAGUUCUUUCUAUUCCCUCUCUUCUUUACUUUACAUUAGCAGUGUUUUAUUUACCUGAAUCUCCAAGGUGGCUUGUGAGUAAAGGAAGGAUGCUUGAAGCAAAGCAAGUUCUACAGAAGUUACGUGGCAGGGAAGAUGUUUCAGGAGAGAUGGCUUUGCUAGUUGAAGGUCUAGCUGUUGGUGGUGAAACAUCUAUAGAAGAGUAUAUUAUAGGCCCAGGUGGAGAAUUUGAAGAACCAACUACUGACAAAGACCAGAUAAAGUUGUACGGUACUGAAGCGGGCCGCUCUUGGGUUGCCAAACCUGUUACUGGUCAAAGCAGUCUUGGUCUUGUCUCUCGCCAAGGAACCAUGGUGAACCAAAGCAUGUCACUUAUGGACCCACUUGUGACUCUUUUCGGUAGCGUCCAUGAAAAGUUCCCUGAGACAACAGGAAGUAUGCGUAGCACGAUGUUUCCGAAUUUUGGCAGCAUGUUCAGUACAGCAGAGCCUCAGGGCAAAAAUGAAGAGUGGGACGAAGAGAGCCUUCAGAGGGAAGGUGAGGGUUACACAUCAGACGGUGGCGCUUCUGAUGAUGAUUUGCAGAAUCCAUUGAUAUCACGUCAGACGACAAGCCUGGAAAAGGACAUGCCCCCUCCCCCUUCCCAUGGCAGCAUUCUAAACAUGAGAAGAGGUAGUAGUAUCUUGCAAGGAGGAAAUGCAGGAGAAGCAGGUGGUAGUACAGGAAUUGGGGGUGGUUGGCAAUUGGCAUGGAAAUGGUCUGAGAAGGAAGGUGAAGAUGGGAAGAAGGAAGGAGGGUUUAAAAGAAUUUAUUUGCACCAGGAGGGGGUUCCUGGGUCGAGGCGUGGCUCUAUUCUUUCAAUUACUGGUGGUGAUGUUGGUGCGGAAGGAGAGUUUAUUCAGGCUUCUGCUUUGGUUAGCCAGCCUGCUCUUUAUUCCAAGGAUCUCAUUGAUCAGCAUGCAGUGGGGCCCGCAAUGGUUCACCCGUCUGAGACGGCUUCAAAAGGGCCAAUUUGGGCUGCUCUUCUUGAUCCAGGAGUCAAGCGUGCGCUAAUUGUUGGGAUUGCAAUUCAAAUGCUUCAGCAGUUUUCUGGCAUAAAUGGGGUUCUGUACUACACCCCUCAGAUUCUUGAGGAAGCAGGAGUUGAAGUUCUUCUUGCCAACCUUGGACUUGGUACAGAGUCCGCUUCCUUCCUUAUUAGUGCAUUAACAACCUUGUUGAUGCUUCCUGCUAUAGGUGUUGCAAUGAAGCUCAUGGAUAUCUCUGGCAGAAGGACGCUACUACUCACCACAAUACCUGUGCUGAUAGCUUCGCUCGUCAUCUUUGUUAUUGCCAGUUUUAUAGACUUGGGCACAGUUCCCGAUGCCAUAAUCUCAACCAUAUGUGUCGUGCUCUACUUCUGCACCUUUGUUAUGGGCUAUGGUCCAGUACCAAAUAUCCUCUGCGCGGAAAUCUUCCCUACACGAGUCCGUGGUCUCUGCAUCGCAAUCUGUGCCCUAGUUUUUUGGAUCUGUGAUAUUAUAGUAACCUACACACUUCCCGUGUUGCUCACUUCAAUUGGCUUAGAGGGUAUUUUUACCAUUUACGCUAUUGUCUGUAUCAUCUCCUGGGUAUUCAUUUACCUGAAGGUUCCGGAAACAAAGGGCAUGCCUCUUGAAGUCAUCACCGAGUUCUUUGCUGUCGGUGCAAGGCAAGCUGCUGCUUCCAAGAGUGAAUGAUUUGCAACUUUGAACAAAAUCCAUUCGUCCUUCGACAACGCUAGUUGAGUAAAAGAUGAUAUUCAUCCUCCCUCGGAGAGUUUUGAGCAUUAGUAUUGAGUUUGGAAUUUAGAUAUCUUAGUUUCUUUUUGCAUGUCUUUCGUCUUUUGCAAUAAAAGUUUGAAAAAUUGGUAGGAGCUAUUUAUCUGAUGUCAACAACACUAAAGCCGGUAGCAUAUAUGAUAUAUUUUAUUGUGACCCA
Rhododendron vialii is the source of this 3272-nucleotide messenger RNA. RefSeq names its product monosaccharide-sensing protein 2-like. Gene Ontology annotation, biological process: transmembrane transport. The transcript is spliced from 6 exons. Gene Ontology annotation, molecular function: myo-inositol:proton symporter activity. The record is from RefSeq and is a predicted model, not a curated record. Lineage: Eukaryota; Viridiplantae; Streptophyta; Magnoliopsida; Ericales; Ericaceae. Bases 818 to 3031 code for a protein of 737 amino acids. Gene Ontology annotation, cellular component: membrane.